Messenger RNA from Penicillium manginii, 1422 nucleotides. RefSeq lists its product as uncharacterized. The record is from RefSeq and is a predicted model, not a curated record. The transcript has a single exon. Lineage: Eukaryota; Fungi; Ascomycota; Eurotiomycetes; Eurotiales; Aspergillaceae. Gene Ontology annotation, molecular function: protein binding. Bases 1 to 1422 code for a protein of 473 amino acids.
AUGUCCUCUCAGCCGCCUCAACAAAUCCAACCUACAUCGAAUGGAGUCAGCCGGUCCAACAGCAAGACAUCAUCGGGCACUAGAGCUCGCUCGAGUUUGGGACUCAGCCCCUUGUUCCAUCAAGAUGACCUAUACGACAUGAUCCCCGGAACGUCGCUCUCUGAAGUCAACACUGAUUUGCGACUGAUGUUGUCAAAUCUUAUCAGCCACGCGCCCGCUCGUCGUCGCGGCGGGUCUCGGAAGCAGCCUCAUGCCUACGUGAUUAAGUGGGUAGACUACACCAACCGUUAUGGAAUCGGCUAUGUUUUAGAUGAUGGCAGUGUGGGGUGUGUAUUUAAAGGAGAAAACGGCCAACCUGCUAGCAGCGUCGUGGUGAGAGAUGGCGAGAGGCAUAUUCGUCGCAAAGCUCGAAGUGUCGAUACCCCCGAGGUUAAAGGAAUUCCUUACUCCGAGUCUGAGCAGCUUGUCCCUCGCCACGGUAACGCCAUCGAAUUUUACGAAAACAGAGAUGAUGAUUUACUCGGCUGCCGCGGCAUUCGAAGAGGCAUGGUAUCGCCUUCCUUGUUUGACGCCAGAAGCUCCAAGGUCAUGAAGAUCCGAGUCAACUCCGGAUCCGAUGCCGACAGAUGCGAUGCAGAGAAGAUCAAGCGUGUCAAACUCGUUGACCAAUUUGGAAAGUAUAUGAUCGGGUCGUUGGGUCGCCAUGGCGACGACGGUCUUGCAGAUGCGCCCGCGCCCCGGCAGACAAGUGGGCAGUUUAUAAAAUUCUACCAGCGACUGGGCAAUGUGGGAAUUUGGGGCUUCGGCGACGGUGCUUUCCAGUUCAACUUCCCCGACCACACCAAACUUGUCAUCUCCCCUGGUCGUACGCGCAGCUCUUCCCCAUGGAUCGAUUUUUAUCACCUUUCGCCCUCGGCAGCGCGGUAUUUCGCGGCCAAGGGAAAAAUGCAUCCGUCCGGUUUCGAUACACGUGCUAUUGCAUCCGACGAAGCUGCUACCUUCAUCAGCAUUGCAAAUGGCAGCUCCAGCAAUUCAGUCGAGGAGCGCAUCCGUGAGAUCCUGGAUGCCAACUCAUUCAUGGAGAAAAUUGGGUUCAUGAAGGAAGUUCUGAAAGGCUGGAUUAAAUACGGUCGACUUGGUGGUCGUCCAUCCACCAAUAAGACUCCUUCCGGGGUCGACUCCGUGGCCCCUGAGUUAUUCUGGCAAGGAACCCAGGAACGCACACCAACCGGAGGCCAUGGAACCAAAUUCGUUUGGGUAACUGUUGGCGCGCCGGACGGCGAUGGCGAGUAUCGCUCUGUGAUGCUGAAAGAUAGUGACCGCGAGAAAUUGGAGAAAAGAGGAGGACUGAGCGGUGGAGUGGACCAUGAAAAGGAGAUGGAUGUGCUCCGGGAGCGAUUGCGGAUGAUGGGCCGCGAGUAA